This is a messenger RNA of Acipenser ruthenus (sterlet), 4350 nucleotides long. Its product is annotated as sodium-dependent serotonin transporter-like. The record is from RefSeq and is a predicted model, not a curated record. Gene Ontology annotation, cellular component: neuron projection; membrane. The transcript is spliced from 13 exons. Bases 162 to 1934 code for a protein of 590 amino acids. Gene Ontology annotation, molecular function: serotonin binding; serotonin:sodium:chloride symporter activity. Lineage: Eukaryota; Metazoa; Chordata; Actinopteri; Acipenseriformes; Acipenseridae. Gene Ontology annotation, biological process: serotonin uptake; sodium ion transmembrane transport.
GGUCCCGGAGAGUUGAUUCCUUCUCAUAUCAGAAGGUUGUUUAGGAGUAGAUGUGACCCUCCUCCUUUUCAGCAUCAGCAAAAAGAAAAUCUUCCUCCACUCAACUUCUUCAACCUCACAUCUCAGGACGAGGGAUUCACUUUUUAAAUAAGAAGCCAACAAUGUCCCACCAAGACUCCUCGGCUCCCACCGGUAGCCUGGCCAGCCAGGGCACCACUAACGCCGGUUACAGCUCCAGCACGGUGCCAAUGAUCGCCCAAAGAGAUUCCAGGGAUAGUUGGAGCAAAAAGAUGGAUUUUCUCUUAUCUGUAAUUGGUUUUGCUGUGGAUCUAGGCAAUGUCUGGAGGUUCCCUUAUAUCUGUUACCAAAACGGAGGCGGUGCUUUCCUCAUCCCCUACACCCUGAUGGCUGUCUUCGGAGGGGUCCCCCUCUUCUACAUGGAGCUCGCAUUGGGGCAGUUUCACAGGACUGGAGCCAUCUCCAUCUGGAAACACAUCUGCCCCAUUUUUAAAGGGAUCGGAUUUGCUAUCUGCAUCAUCUCUUUGUACGUGUCCUUCUAUUACAACACCAUCAUCGCCUGGGCACUCUAUUACUUCUACUCAUCCUUCACCAGCACGCUGCCCUGGACCAGCUGCGACAACGUCUGGAACACGCCCAACUGCACCAACUACUUCGGCACCAACAACGUUUCCUGGGAUAACUACUCCCAUUCCCCUGCCGAGGAGUUUUAUACGAGGAAUGUGCUGGAGAUCCACAAGUCAUCGGGGCUGCGCGGAGUGGGGGGCCUGCGCUGGCAGCUCGUGCUCUGUCUCUUCCUCAUCUUCACCAUCGUCUACUUCAGCCUGUGGAAGGGAGUCAAGACGUCAGGGAAGGUGGUGUGGGUGACAGCGACCCUGCCCUACGUGGUGCUUUUCAUCCUGCUGAUUCGUGGAGCCACCCUGCCUGGCGCUUGGAGGGGCGUCGUCUUCUACCUCAAACCCAAAUGGGAGAAGCUGCUCGAGACCAGGGUGUGGGUGGAUGCAGCAGCCCAGAUUUUCUUCUCUUUGGGACCCGGGUUCGGAGUGCUCCUUGCCUUGGCGAGCUAUAACCCCUUCACUAACAACUGCUACCGAGAUGCCAUCGUGACCAGUCUGGUAAACUGCAUGACCAGUUUCCUCUCAGGCUUUGUGAUCUUCACGGUGUUGGGGUACAUGGCAGAAAUGAGGAACGUGGAAGUAGAGGACGUGGCAAAAGACAAAGGUCCCAGCCUCCUGUUCAUCACCUACCCUGAGGCCAUUGCUAACAUGGUGGGCUCCACGUUUUUUGCCAUCAUAUUCUUCAUGAUGGUGAUCGCUCUCGGACUAGACAGUACGUUUGGCGGUCUGGAGGCUAUCAUCACGGCUGUGAUGGAUGAGUAUCCUCAGUACCUGUUCAAGCGGAGGGAGCUGUUCGUGCUGGGGCUGGUGAUCGUGUGCUUCAUGGGCUCGCUCAGCACCCUUACCCAUGGGGGUGCCUAUGUAGUUCAGCUGCUUGAGACGUUUGGAGCGGGCUGUUCAAUCAUUGCAGUGGUUUUCUUAGAAGCCAUCGCUGUGUCGUGGUUCUACGGUAUCCAGCGGUUCAGUAAUGAUGUCAAAGCCAUGCUGGGCUUUGCUCCAGGAAUCUUCUGGAAAGUGUGUUGGGUUGCUAUCAGCCCUGCCUUCUUAGCAUAUAUAAUAGUGAGCUCCCUGUUGGAUCGGCACCCCCUCAUACUCUUUGACUACAAGUAUCCUGACUGGAGCAUCACAGUGGGGUUCAUCGUUGGGGCUUCUUCCUUCAUCUGGAUCCCAGUUUACAUGGUCUACAAGCUGGUGUGGACCCCCGGCUCACUCAAGCAGCGUUUGGCGGUGUGUAUGCGUCCAGAGAGGACAAUGCGAGAGCCGCACACUGAUUCGCUCAGCAUGACUCCCGUCCCCUAAGCCAGCCAGGAGCCCAGAACCGAAGGGUGGAUGCCUACACCCGUGCGGGAAGCUGCAGCUCCAGCGAUUAAGCAAAGAGAAACAUUUUUUUUUUAAAAAGACACUUUACAAAGAAACUCCAGCCGAGUCCAUCAUUUUACCAACAGAAGUGCGAUGACAGUGACUGCAGCCUUCUCGAGAGCUCGGCCUCAGAGACCUUGAGGAGCUGAAUGAAGACAGAGAGUCUGACCAAGAAACAAAACCCCCUCUACAAACAGAAACAAAACAAAGAUAGGCCAUUUGCACUGGCUUCUGCUGUGCCAAAGUCCUGAACUGAAGUGUUUAAGUGUAUAUAUAUAUAAAAUUGUGCCAGUGUUUAUACUUAGGAAUGCUGUGUCUAGAUUACGGUAGUAUCCACUAUCAUGCAUUGUUUAUCUUUCAAGCUUGCGAAAAUCUGCUGCCAAACAUUCCCUGCAAUGCUGAUAACUGGGGCCGGGAUUUUUGGCCAAAUAUGUAUAUAAUAUUUUAAAAUAUAACGUAUUGAAAUACAGUUAUCAUUGCCAUCUUUUAAACAGAUAAGAAGGUGAUGGAAAUUCAGAAAUCCUUUGCAAGAGAUUUAGCUAAAACACUUGCAAACAUAGCUGUAGCCUGCUCACAGGCCUCUGCUAUCUUCCUCAAACAAUCCAUGGGGGAGGGGAAAUCAGUUAUAUUGUCAUUGUUAUUACAUGUAAUUGCAUUAUGUUCAAGGGAAGUCAGCAGUAUACUAUAUAUAUCUUUCAUUCUUUAUAAAUAAGGCACGCUUCUUUUGCCCACUUGUCCAUUAUGGAGAGAGUAUAUAUGCCUCAAAUAUUAUACAGUGUGAUAUUUAUUUGAUAUGUGUUAGAUACUUAUGCAUAGAUUGUUAUACAGUUCCCUUUCAUAUGAGGAGAAAUAUAUUCCAUAUACUGUAAGUGUUCUACGUUCUAAACAAAACUUAGCAGCACCACUGGCGUACACAGCAUUAGUAGCAAUGGCACUAUCAACCUAAUAAUGACAGCCCAUAGCAAUCCAGUAUAUGUCUGCACACUGGCACUGAUGUAGCACCAGUAAUGUCAUGGAUUAGAAGGGUGUCUUGGUUCACGCCACUGCAAUAAUAAUUGUAUGACUCCAAGCUACCAUAUUUCCUUUGUCUAGAAUAACUGCAUUUCUAUUGAUAAUUAUUUUGUAUUUAAAUGCGUCUGUCAGUAACAUUCCUGUAGUUUCAUCCGUGCUUUAUGAAAAAGGUUGUUAAGGUCGGACCAUAACUUCUCUGAACGUUAUAAAUGGCAGGAGCCUGUAAACUGCUGCUGUGAUCCUUAAAACACACUUGUGAAACAGUGUGAGGCAUUUCAGUAUUUGCUAUACCUAGUUAAACAUAGCUAUCUCAUUUAGUAUGUUACCAAGUGUAUCCAAUGUCUAAAUCAAGCGAACAAAGAAAAGUGGUUUGCAAUCUACAUAUUUAAAGUUUGCUGUAAAAAAAUUAUAAUGGGUGUGGCUGAUGUAUUUUUUAAUAAUCUGUGACUGUUAACAAAAAAAGGAAAAAAAAAACAUGUUGCCCAACAUGCAAAGCAUUUAGAUUACCUCAAGAACUGAACUUAAAAUAACUUCAUAGAGAAAGACAAAUAGCUGCUACUGUACUACUGUAAUCUUGUUGGGUUUGAUAUGGGGUUGGGGUUGAAAAAAAAAGGACUUGCUAGCUUAAAAAAAAAAAAAUUCACUAACUGAUCAAUUUCACAACUCCCAGCUCAUUGUGAAGUUGAAGGUUUGCUAGCUGUGGUCAUGGCAUGCCCCCCAAGAUUAUUAUUAGAAAUGUACAAACCACAUAUGAAAAGUUCAACUCUACAUUCAUUGGGGGAAUAGUGAAAAGGACACAAAAGAAAAGGCAAAGGCACAAAGUAACUGAGCAGGUUUAACAGGGAGUGAUAUGGGUUAUUUUGGGAUUGUAUGUCUCAAUAGAAAAAUACAUUGCUGUUCCAACAGUCAAAAGUAAUAAAUAAGAAACCUAUGUGUAAAAACAAGUCUCCUACUUGUACUGAAUUGUACCAUUCUUUGACAAAGGGCUGGUGCUCAUUGUGAGUAGUUGGUCUGUGUGUAAUAGAAAUGUGAAUGUUAUUAUUGAUUGAUUUAUUGUGUUUAUAUUUGGCCAGUGUAAUCCUGCAAGUUUAAAAAUGUAGACUUGUUAUUUAUCUUACUAUCAAAGCAUGGCAUCAAGGCAUUAAAGAUUCAUAAUGCCUGCCUGGUGUUAUCAACAACACGUCUGUAUCAUCAGAAAAAAAUAACUGCGCUGGUUCCAUGAAAUCCAGAAGAAUAAAAUAAUAAUCUAUAUGAAAAAAAAAUGGCUUGAAAAAUAAGAAGUAAAAAUCCACAGGCUGUGGCCAUGUAUUAAUUAAAGAUAUUCUGUGCAGGAGGACACGUUAUU